Tigriopus californicus is the source of this 4202-nucleotide messenger RNA. Its product is annotated as actin-binding protein IPP-like. The record is from RefSeq and is a predicted model, not a curated record. Gene Ontology annotation, molecular function: protein binding. The transcript has 4 exons. NCBI's taxonomy places the organism in Eukaryota, Metazoa, Arthropoda, Copepoda, Harpacticoida, Harpacticidae. The coding region runs from base 2123 to 3901 and encodes 592 amino acids.
ACGGUCCUGCAUUUGGCUUGCAAACGAAAUCAGUUGGAAAAGGUGAAAGCCAUUUUAACCGAAGGGCUGGUGGGUGUGAAUCUUGCCGACAACAAUGGCUGGACUGCUCUUCAUGAGGCCUGUUUUAAAGGUGCACUUGAUUGUGUCAAAGCACUUUUGACAAAUCACGCCCAAACGGCGGAUCUCAUGGCCUUCGGUGGGGGACUAGAAAUGAUUACGCCUCUGGAAAAAGCUAUCCUACAAGAUCAUUGCGAAGUUGCUGCCUUCAUUUUGGAAUGGAUUCACUCUCGGAAUGUGGAAAAUUACCGGCGAUUUCCAACCCUUUCGAAUCUCUUGCAUCCAGAGGGACGACAUUUAAGUGAUAUUGCAUGUAGUGAGACCAUGAAAUCCCUGCUCGGGAAGUACGAAACCCUAUCCAAAAACGUCCAUGGUCAGAGCUCGAUGACAGUAUCAUUCUGCGACUUGUUUCAUCUGUCAAUUCGUCGCUACACUGCGACAUUUUCACUAAAUUGCGUUAAACAAUUGCUUCGACAAUGCCCGAACCAAAGUCGAUAUCAGUGUAGCGGUAUACUACUGCGCGUAUUGAAAGAUCGCUACACCGAUUAUCCCAUUCCCCGCGCAAAUUCCGUCGUGGCCAAAGAUGUCAGAAUCUUCAACGCUUUGAAAACUCGCCCCAAUUCUCCCCACGUAUUAGAUUUGGCCCUGCAAAGCCGUCUUUGGGCUGUGUCUCGUCAUUAGAUCAACGCAGAUAAGAAGUGUCAAGGUUAAGCUUGUUGCAUUUUUUUGACCAAAUACAUGAAUCUUCUCUUAAAAUUGCUCUCGAUCUGGAGUUUUUUAGUCCAUCAGACUCUCGUCGAUUCGAGCCUAUCAUGUGGAAAGAAGUGAGCAAUCUCGUCAUCCAUCAACCUUCCUGUCAUUGUCUUCCGCCAUUGAAGCUUGUUAUCCUUUUUCAGAUAAGGCAGACCUUGCCCAAGGUCCAAUGCGAAGAGAGUGCAAUGGCUGGCUAGUGGCUACUCGGGAUGUAAACAUAUGUUCCAAACAAAUGAGUGGUGAAGUGAACAUCCACAAGCAGAAAUCGGAAGCCUAAGUUCCCAAGAUAAACAAAAAGUGCCCGACUUCCUGCCGGCUACCCCUACCCCCCCGUCCUCUAUCCUCCUUUCACCGUGAAGAAACACCACUCUUGUCAAGUUUCACCACCCGUCGUGUACAUUCAACAUCAAGGAGCCUCUUCCCGAUCCCGUUUCUAAUUCCACGCCUCGGAAGAUCUCUGGCAUGACGAGCUGGUGGGAUCAUAAUUGAUCUGGCUAAAACCGUACUAUAUUUAGAGUGGAUGGGAGCUCCUCCGGCUGGUUCUCACAUCAACACGAUUGGGUAGGUCUGGCUUGAUCUCUCUCGCUCUCUCUCUCUCUCUCUCGGUUCGAUACCAAGAGGCACCCGCUUGCUCUCUCUAGUUCCGACCAAAGCCAGGUCGUCGACGUGGCCGUUAAAGGAGCAGAUAGACUGGCCGAUCCCUUGGGCUUGGAAGAGGGCGAGCUCGCUCUCUCUCUCGCCCUCUUUAUCCUCUCCGCCUUGUUUCCAUCUAAGGAACCCUCCAGCUCCUCAGGCCUUGUUUCCUUUUCUCUGUCCUUGCGCAGUUCGAAAGUCUACAUGUUCGUAGUUGGCACGUACGUAGCACCACUACUCUUAUAUACAUUUGUAUAUGGAUUGCUCUUGCGAACGGAGAACCCAACUUGGUUGAUAUUGGUGAUGAACACAUGAUGGUGGGACUGCGACCUGAUGACGUGAUACUGCCGGAGGGGAACGACGCAUUAUUGUAGAGCCUGGAAGAAGGCUGCAAGGCUUUUUUCGUUUCGUGUGCUCGUUGGUACGUUGAUGUGUUCAGCUCGGUCAGCUCUAUGUGGCCUCAUCAAACAGCUAGCUCCUUCUUGGACAAAUAGAUGGAUGGAUGGAUAGAUGGAACUCGAUGGAACGAAGCUUCUCUGUGCGUGAAUUGGUGGAACUUUCUCCCUUUUCCACUCUUCGUGGUUUCGUGUUGUUGGCUCUUGCUGUCCUGAAGCCACACUCAUCCUCCGGAUAACAAUGAAAUCUUGAAAAUAAUUCCUCCUCCUUCGCCGUCAUCAUCAUGAAAGAUGUCAACGUUCCCAUGUCUCCGACCGCAUCGUCGAUGCCCGAAGACUCGCGAACCUUGGAUUACUCACAGAGGCUCUUGGCCAAUUUGAGCAAUCUUCGAGAGAACCCGGCUCUCAACCUCUGUGAUGUGGAAAUCGUGCCUGGCUGGACCACCUCCACGCCCAAUUCAAAGCAAUUCUAUGCUCAUCGUAUUGUUCUGGCCGCGGCCAGUCCCUACUUCAAUGCCAUGUUCAAUUGUGGCUUGGUGGAGGCCAACCGUCAACAGAUUGCCAUCCAAUCCAUGAGUGAUGUCACGUUGGAGAGUCUCCUUAACUUCAUCUAUAGUGGCAAGAUUUCCAUCACCCGUGACAAUGUCCAAGACAUCAUCGUGGCCGGGGAUAUGAUCGAGCUCAAGGAAGUGGUCGAUCUGUGCACGCAAUAUUUAGUCAAUGAACUGGAGCCCAACAAUGCCGUGGGCAUCUUUCGAUUCGCCACGGACCAUAAUUGUCAGAGAUUAAGAGAGGCCACGGAGAAAUUCAUUUUUGACCACUUUGUCGAGGUGAGCAAGGGCGAAGAGUUUCGAGAUCUCCCUCGUGAAAUGCUCGUGGGCUUCUUGUCCAGUGAGUUCCUUCGCGUCGACUCCGAGUAUCAGGUGUUCGUGGCAGCUUUGUCUUGGGUCGAGUCCGACCUCACAGCCCGGAGGCGUUUCAUCUUCGAUGUGCUCAAAUUCAUUCGUCUCCCUUUGGUGCCUUCCAAACUCUUGGAAUCAUAUCUCUCCGAGUGUCCCGAUAUUUCACUCCGGGUGGCCUUGACCAGCGUCAAGAAGGACAUUGCCCUAAAGCGAGGAACUCUCGUCACCUUGAAUGCUCAGCCCCGAAAACAUGCCAAGAAAAAUGUCUACAUAAUCGGAGGCUCUCAAAGAGAGUUCGGAAGUGCCUGGACCCGGAAAGAGCAAACAUAUCAUUCGGUGGAAGUGUUUGAUACCUUUCGGGGCGCUUGGCAUGACGUGGCUUCCAUGCGAGUGGGUCGAAUACUCCCGGGGAUUGCCGUCAUGAACGGACUCAUCUAUGUGUGUGGCGGGGAAGUGGACUCCAAGAUUUUGGCCAAUGGAGAGGUGUACGACCCCAAUGAGGACACUUGGACGGAGAUGGCCUCCAUGACCAUUCCGCGUUGUGAAUUCGGCAUGUGCUCCAUGAACGGUUUCCUCUACGCUUUUGGAGGUUGGGUGGGCGAGGAUAUUGGUGGGGGCAUCGAACGGUACGACCCGACCUCCGACCAUUGGAGCUUAAUCGCCAAGAUGCAAGAGGCUCGCUUCUCCAUGGGAAUUGUACCCUAUCAUGGACUCAUUUAUCUGGUGGGAGGGUGCACUCACUCGAGGCGACACAUGCAAGAACUGGUGUCCUUCAAUCCCAACACAGGCGAGUGGUCUGUGCACGCCAGUAUGAUAGUGUCCCGGUCUCAAAUGGGAUGUGUCGUCUUGGAUGAUCAUUUGUACGUAUUAGGAGGCACGAACCGUCACAAUGAGGUCCUCAAGUCAGUUGAACGAUACUCUUUCAAAGAAGACGCAUGGUCCAUGGUGCCUUGCAUGGGUCAAGCGCGAGCGAGUCCGGCGGUGGCGUCAGCCGAUGGCAAGAUCUACGUCUUUGGUGGAGAUCAGAUCAAUGAAGUGAAUUUCUAUCGAGCUCGAACGACUAUUUCCAGCUCGGAGUGCUAUGACCCGUUGACCAAUCAGUGGACAGACAGUAUGGAUUUGCCCAUGAGUCGCUCAGAGGCCGGAGCAGUGGUGAUUUGAGUGCUGAGUUUGUGGAAAUUUGCCCCCUCCCCCCAGAGACUUGAACCCACCGGAGCAGACAGUCCUUUUGGAUUCAUCCGUAUUCGCUUAUUACUCACAAUCCCAAUGCUUUACCAUUUGGGCGUGCCAAGAAACCACGAGACCGUAUUUCUAUUGUUGCGAUCCUAGUUUAAAGUUUUCUUAAACAAUUCACGACGCUCGUUUUUGCUUCACCCUGUCUCCUGAAUCGUAACACCCCUCCCUAUAAACACGUGUGUGGACUGAAGGGACACGAAACAAUACACUAGUAUCAUUGAUACCA